Petromyzon marinus (sea lamprey) is the source of this 4170-nucleotide messenger RNA. Its product is annotated as interferon regulatory factor 2-binding protein 2-A-like. The record is from RefSeq and is a predicted model, not a curated record. Gene Ontology annotation, molecular function: transcription corepressor activity. Gene Ontology annotation, cellular component: nucleus. Gene Ontology annotation, biological process: regulation of transcription by RNA polymerase II. NCBI's taxonomy places the organism in Eukaryota, Metazoa, Chordata, Hyperoartia, Petromyzontiformes, Petromyzontidae.
CGUCGAGUCCACGAGGUGGCGGUGUUGAUAUUCACGAGGAGGAGGCGCUCGGCUCGUCACGCAAGACGACAGCCCCGGGUUGUUGUUGAACGUCGCUUUGUCUACUUCUUCUUCUUUGGGCUGCAAGAGGAGGAGGAGGGAGAGGAAGCAGGAGGAACAAUCGGAUCGAAAGUGAGAAGUAGAUCGAGAUGAUUGGAGAGGAAGGCGUUCGCCUUCCAUCGAAAGUUAUCGGGUUCGUCGCCUAACUGUGGUGCAAGGCGAGAGGAGACGAGGAAGAGGAGGAGGAGGAAGGGGGGGGUGGGAAGGCAGGGAAGAUGUCGGCGCAGUCACGCCGCCAGUCGUGCUACCUGUGCGACCUGCCGCGCAUGCCGUGGGCCAUGCUGUGGGACUUCUCGGAGGCCGUGUGCCGCGGCUGCGUCAACUACGAGGGCGCCGACCGCAUCGAGUUGGUCAUCGAGGCCACCCGCGCCAUGAAACGCGGGGCCAACGGGCCCGCAGCGGCCGCCUCCGCUCACAACAAGCAGCCCAAGGACGGCGGCGGUGGCGGCGGCGGCUACGGGCCCGGCGGGGGCGGGUCGGGGUCGGUCGGCGGAUCGGGCGGCGGGCCUCCCGGUGUCGGCGCGGCCUCGCCUCAUUCGGCCGCGGCGGCGGCCGCGGCGGCGGCGAGGAUUUUCUUCGGCAACGGCCACGGGGUCCACGGGGGCCACGGCGGCGCGCACGGCAAGGACGAGCCGCCCGAGCUGAGCCGGCACAGCCCCACGCUGGGGCAGCAGCGCGGGCGGACGGCUGGGGUCAGCGCGGGCACCGUGGGACACGCGGGCAGCUCGCUCUUGCAAGGGUCACGCCUCUCCCGUAAGCGCCGUGUGUCCCCGGAUCCAACGCCGGACCCCUCGAAGCACGACGAGUCGGGGGGCGGCGGCGGCGGCCUCCGCCUGUCGGCGCAGCACGCGCACUGGCUCCACGCGCCGCCCGACCACGGCAUGCGGCUCACCGUGGCCUACCCGCCACCCUCGGGGCCCUCCCCGAUGGCGGCCCUCAUCUCGGCCACCGACAACCUUGCCAGCAGCAGCACCAACGCCGGCCACGCCAACAGCGGCGGCGGCGGCGGCGGCGGAACGCAAUCGCCGAAAGAUAACGGCAUCCCGCAGGUGCACUCGACCAGCUCGCGCCGCAACAGCAACGGCCACCACGACGGCGGUGGCGGUGGGGGCGGCUCGCCGAGCGAGCUGCGCGCGCGUAGCGGCGGCGGCGGCGGCGGCGGCGACCAGGGCCUGCUGAACUCCAGCGGGCAGCAGAUCCCGGACUCGCAGGCGGGCGUGGGCAUGAGCGUGGCGCUGGCGGGGGCGGGCGCGGCGUCGCCGCUGUGCUGCACGCUGUGCCGCGAGCGGCUGGAGGACACGCACUUUGUGCAGUGCCCCUCGGUGGCGUCGCACCGCUUCUGCUUCCCGUGCUCGCGCGAGAGCAUCAAGGCGCAGGGCGCGGGCGGCGAGGUGUACUGCCCCAGCGGGGAGAAGUGUCCCCUGGUGGGCUCGACCGUGCCGUGGGCCUUCAUGCAAGGGGAGAUCGGCACCAUCCUGGCCGGCGACGUUCGCGUCAAAAAGGAGCGCGACCCGUGAUGGCGACGGCGGCCGUGCGGUGGAUUGCGUUCGCCGUCGAGAGGGAAAAAAACAUUGGUGGUUAGGUUUGCUGUUCUGCCCGUCAUGUGUCUUUCAUUUGUUGCUCAUUUUUAAACUACGUGUGUGUAUUAUUGUUUAUGCCAACAUCACAUUUAGAGCAGGUCUAGUGUGCUUCUAGUAUGCCGUCCCUUCCGUCUUUGUUUAUGGAUUGACGGCAACGUAAAGGAGGAGCCCUGUGGGAGAUGACCGAGUUUUACCCGAGUACGCAGUGGCAGGGGCACUAUUUCGAAGAAGAACACCUCUCCAAUGAUGAUAAUUCCACUGAGCCGCCCACUAAGCCCGUAAGUGGAACGUUUUUAUAAAAUAUGAAAAAAUAAAUAUAUCUAUGCUGUACAUAAACACAUAUAUUUUUCGUUUUGAAAAUUUUUUAAAGAACGAAAGUUCCAAAUUGGUGCCAAUUGACAAAGCGGGGGGGGGGUGGGGGGAUGGGCAAAUUGGCGGCAAGGGGUGGCCUCGUGUACUGUCGUCGCCUUGCGGGGGGGGGGGGGGGCCCCGGGGGAGCCCCGGGGGGGGCCCCCUCCGCCUGAGACAACGAAAGUGGUUGUCCCAUCUGCAUUCGCGAGGCUCCCCCCCCACGCCGCACCAGAACGACGCAACUCGACAGCACCGCCAUCUGACAAAUUCACCCGCCCUCCACCGUCGCCUAGGCAACACCCCCUGGCAAAUUCCAGAAACGUGUAGACGCUUCACGGCCCUAUCAGAUAAGCCGUGCCGCGGCGCUUGAGGAAACCGCGGCAGAGCGAGGCUUUCCUUUAGAGUGAACCAGGCCCUGCAGGAGAGCAAGGAGGAGCGUGCGGCGGCGCAGGCAUUGCAGAUUGCCUGCGGUUGUCCUGGGGAGCGGCUGCCAGCAGGCCGUGGUCCAUUGGGACGUUGCUGAGGGGGGCGGUGGGGGGGGGGCAGUCUGAACGGUCAGCCAAGUGGGGGCCGAGGACGCCAGGACGCGGAUGCCAUUGUCCCCUUUGUGAGGCAAGACCGUGUCGUGCCGCUGCCGACGUGCGCAUGCUGUAACACUAACCGCACACGCUUCCAUGCACGACAGCCGGUGGCCGAAAAGGCGGUGACAAGGGGCACGGAAACCAGCCGCUCCGGUUUCACCCGCCUGCCUCGACAGAGCCCUGCUGCAUACUUUGCCCCAAUGCCCGUGCACGUUCCACCGUCGUCACCAUGAUUUUUUUUUACUUGAAAAAAAUAAUUUUCCCUUUCAGUAACGCCCGUCCCGGUUUUGGCCCGCCGUCGCUCGGCGUCCCGCGGCUGUAACGCACGGGGAGGAAUGGACUGGCUCCCCCGGUGAAGCACGGCAACGUCAAGCGCGAAAAAAACACUCACAGGUGGUGAUGUAGGGUUUACACGGAUCUAUCCGGGUCUUAGGGUUAUUAUUGUUGUUUUAGCUCGUCCACCUGUAUAAUCUCGCGCCGCACUGGUCGAUGAUCUUUUUUUUUGCCCACGUAUUCUUGAGUUUUGUUUUUGUACGUAUAUUCGGCUUAGAGAGAUGAAACUCGUUUGUACGGUUUUAGAGAGCACUGUUUGACAGUGUCCCAGGUACUUCAGGGGGAUCUCGCGAGCAGGAAGCGCCAGGCAACAAACUCAGCGAUAGCGAGGGUGGCGGAGGUCACGCCGCACCGUGCUUCGCGAACUUUGUACAUUUCUGUUUUUUUGUUUCCGAGGGUUUGCUUAAAAGAGGAAAUGCAUGUUUAGGAAAAAGUUUCAACAAAUCCCACAGAGAAGGUAAUUGGCACAGGCCCCAAGGGGGUGGGGGGGGCGGGGGGUUGGGAUUGAAGAAUGCAGUCGUCGUGCGUGUGUUUGCGUCUAAAGUGCAUUUAGUUGUAGAUUUGCACUCCCGCGGUAGUUGGAACUCUGCGGUUGGCUACGCGAUCGCACGAUCGGCGGCGUAAUGAGACCUUGGGCAGCAUUUCUAGUGUUGAUCUUUUUCGUUUCGUGCUUUUAAAGGUGAACAGUGGUAGGUUGUGAAGUUGGUGUGAUCACUACGUACUAUGGUGCUGUAAUGCAAGGAAACCUCACUAUCCGUAAAAAGAGACGGCCAGGGUAGUGGUUAACCGCAUGGAACGCAGUCAUCGCACGUGGACUCUCUUUUGAACAAUUUGAGUUGCGGUAAUCGCGUGUGAGUUUAAACUCAUUGUAGUGAUGGUGUUCCGACCCCAACUCUUACCAGAGUCUCGGAGUUAGUCUGGUUUUGAAUCCCACACCAGUCUCAUCGGAAUUCCACACGAGUCUGAUUCAAGCUUACACGCUAUAGUCUUAAUUCUCCCACCACUUCGAAUUGAAAUUCCACACCGGGUCUCGUAUUUUUCGGAGAAAUGAGGUUUUUUUUGUUCCAGCUCCCAGAUCCCUUCGCGCUUUACGAGUGUGAUUGGAGGCGGGUGGCUUGUGCGGGGUGGGGGGGAGACCUGUCUUGUACUGUGUGUGCAAACAAACAAUAAAACGCAACACAUGCCCUAACAGAACCGCACGGUAACUGGCUGCCCCGUGGACCACA